Messenger RNA from Solea senegalensis (Senegalese sole), 1435 nucleotides. It is a transcript of the gene txndc17, whose product is annotated as thioredoxin domain containing 17. The record is from RefSeq and is a predicted model, not a curated record. Gene Ontology annotation, molecular function: protein-disulfide reductase [NAD(P)H] activity. The transcript is spliced from 4 exons. Gene Ontology annotation, cellular component: cytosol. Bases 126 to 497 code for a protein of 123 amino acids. Lineage: Eukaryota; Metazoa; Chordata; Actinopteri; Pleuronectiformes; Soleidae.
UGCACGCGGUGAGUGUGGAGUAUUUCUACCAGGUUCAGUUGACUCAUCUCUGACUCUUUAAACACUAACACUCUCUGCCUUUUCUUUGACUUUAACGCCUUCUUCUCGUGAACUGUGUUGGAAACAUGACGCAUUAUGAACAAGUGAACGUUCGCGGAUACGAUGAAUUCUGCCGCGCUGUGUCUGAAAGGAAAGGAAAAGAUGUUUUUGUUUAUUUCUCUGGUGAUAAAGACGCCGAAGGAAAGAGCUGGUGUCCGGACUGUGUCAAAGCUGAACCAGUGGUUCGAGCAGAAAUGGCUCAUCUCCCUGAAGGUUCCGUCUUCAUCUACUGUCAAGUGGGAGAAAGAGCUUAUUGGAAAAAUCCAAGCAACGACUUUAAGAAGAAUCUGAAGUUGAGCGGUGUCCCCACACUCCUGAGAUACGGCACUCCUCAGAAGUUGGUGGAGGACGAAUGUUUCAAACCAGACCUGGUGAAGAUGAUGUUCACUGAGGACUGAAGUCUCCUGCUGCUAACCCUAACCCUUCAUCAUCGUCAUCGUCAUUUCUCCUCUGUUUAACAGUAACCACUUCAUAAGCAUUCACCACCUUCAUCUCUCCCACUGUAACUCAGAGCCACUCAUGAUUAUUAAAUAAAAUAAUCAUGUGAUCAUGAAUGAAUUGUUAUUGUUUGUGACACAUGUGGCGGAUUUUUACCACUAAAGUAAAGUAAAACAAUCAACUACAACCUCUUUAAUUACGAUCCUGUAGAUUAUAUACCAUAAAUAUAUCAUUCAUUUAUUUUUUCACACCUUUUUGCGUUUUUUUAUUCAGAAUAUUAGUCAAUAUCAUCACCAUAAUUCAGUGUAGUGCCACUAGAAUGACCAUAGACAUAUUUAUCUCCUGUAGGUUAUGCCACAACAUGUAUUUGAGGACAAAAACAUCCUUCUUUGUACUUUUUGUCUGCUUUUAUUCAGGAUAUUUGCUAAUAUCAUCACUACUGUAGUCUAUAAAAUCACUAUAGACUGCAUUUAUCUCCUGUAGGUUAUACUAUAACAUCUAUGUGGAACAAAACAUAGUUCUUCAUAAUUUUUAAUUUUAUUUUUCAAUAAUUCACAACUUUUGGUAGUUACCAAGGUAAUACUUGGUUUUGUGAUUUCUAUUCAGAAUAUUUGUUAAUAUAUUUACUAUAAUAACAGUGUAGUGUCUCUGAAAUGCCAGCACACCUUCAUAAAUCUCCUGUAGAUUGUACUAUAACAUCUAUUUGGGAAAAACAUACUUUUUUGUAAUUUUUGGCAAAUUGUAUUCAGAAUAUUAAUAUAAUCACCAUAAUAACAUUGUAGGGCUGAUAAAAUGUCACUUACCUCCUAUAGAUUAUACUACAACAUCAAGUUGGAAAAAAUAACUUUUAUUUAUUAUUAAUAUGUGAAGUGUCUAUAACUUCAUUAGGAAUUUUUUC